CUCGAUAGCGCUUCGCAUGAAGUGUUUCGAAACACUUUGUAAUGGUUAUUUGAUGAAUACGUGGGUGUCAUGAGACCAAGGGUACUAUCGGUCGGUGUCAGCACAGAAACCAGUAUAGCUGUUGAUUACGGUUGGAAAGGACUUAUUGCUCUUGGAAGUUUCACCAACAUACUUAUAGUUGACCCUUGUUUCAGUAAAUCUUUGCAGUCACUUCAGGGGCACCGCGCUAACAUAGUGAAUGUUUUAUGGGCUCCUGAAAAUUACUAUCAUGAUGAUAAAAACCCUUUUCAAUUAAAACUUGCCAGUGUUGACGCGUCUGGAGUAAUAAUUAUUUGGGAUGCUACUACGUCCUCUGCGACCUCAGAGUUUCGUGAGCCAGAUUCACUCGUUUUGGAUAUAUUAUGGCUACCAAAUCAGUGGGUUUCACGUGAUUUGUUAGCUGUUCUCCACUCUCGUGGUAGAUUCAUUAUCUGGAACACACAAACCCAAACAAGAUUGUGGAAGUACUCUUUUGGAGACGAUGUGGUUUCUUUUUCUUUGGAUAUAUUCUCUAAUUCAAAGAUGAUUUUUUGCUCAAAGGAAUAUUUCAUUGUGGAAAAUUUCAAUGUCACUUCGUGUGCCUUUGGAAAAGGCAGGAAACUAAACAUCUCUGAGGCUGGUAGUAACAAGUGUUUUGUUAAUGAAAUAAACUCACAUGGGACAACAUCAGGAGAAACGCCAGUAAAAUUAUCGUACAGUGAACAAAAGGUCAGCCCGGGGAACUCUGGAAGGGCAUGUGAUUCUUCGAGUGAUAGUGCGAGAACAACAUCUAUUAGAACAUGUUUGCAGGUUACUUACCAUCGAUAUCACAAGGACUGUGCGCUGUUUGUUUUUAGGAGGGAGAUUAUUAUUGUGAAUCUGGGAUUGAUCCGUCCACUUCAUGUCAUUUAUCUAGAUCCUUCUUGGCCUUCUUUCUCACGUGUGAGUCAAUUUAAUUUAUGAGUAUUAACGAUCCUGAAAGUGAUCUUUUAGUUUCGUAGUUUUGAGGCAGACCGUUUCUAGGCGCCCAUAAACUUAGAUUUCUCCCAUAUCUUAGCAUAACCCUUCGAUUAACAGUAGUUAUAUUUUACGGAAUGUCAAACAUCUAUUAUAGUCCCAUCCUUCUCAAAUAUAUGAAAGCUUAUCCACCGAACUCAUUUUUAGUAUUUAAUAUUCGAGAAAAGUAUAAAUUACUGAGUAUUUCUUUUGUUCAUCGCAGAAGGGGUAAUUUUGAUCGCUCGAAGAAUCUUGGGUGGCUUUGAAUAAUCUAUUUUUUAAAGAAAACAACGCACCAAUACAUUAUUUUAUUUACUGUUCAUCAUGCUUAUCACUACACAUAAAUUUAUCACUACAGAGGCAGAUAUUCAAUACAUGAAAAUUUAUGAAUGUAUAUUUGCCAUAUUUCUCGUAAUUUUUAAUUUUCGUUAUCUGUAAAUGUCGCAGUCUGGUUGCAUAAGAGCAAAAUUUUGUUUUCUGAGAGGCUUUAACGUGGAAAGCAUAGCUAGAGACUGUUAGAAUAAGGAAUAUGUGUGGUUAUAUUUGUAAGCAUAUUUCUGAUUUACAGGUUUAUUCUUGCACUCAACGUGAUGUCAUCAUUUGCCUACAUGAAAAUGGUAAUUUAAGCGUAUAUGCUUGUCGUGGUCUUGCUUUAGCAGCAGAUCCUUCUCUUCAUCCUUCUCAUUUACUGCGAAAACCUAGUAAAGAAUCUUCUGAUAUCCACGCUGAUAACAGCUGCACUUAUGUUCUUGUUGCAACUGCUGCUUCUUCUAGACGCCCAAAACAAGUACAUCAUGUUAAUUUUUCUGUGGACCAAAUGAAUGAGUUGAAUAUUGUCGUAGCUUCAAUUGAUGGGCGUUUCCAGGUAACUCUUAGUAACAUUUGUAAAAUGUUCAUUUCACUUUUGAUAGUUUUUACUUUGUGGUUUAACGUGUUGUAACAAUGAUUCCUAGUCAGAUCCUGUAAAUCUAAAACCAAAUUAAUUUACGAGAUAGUUUUAGUUUCUCUUGACGUAUCAGAUGAUUGCUGCUUGUCUUGCAACUGUUCUACUUAUCAAUUUUGCCAGUAGUUAUAAGAUGGUUCAUGGUCAUGCAAUCGUGAUACUUUAGUGAGGAUGGCUGAAACUGUUUCCAACAUUCUCAUUCCUUUAUUGUUUUAACUGUUUAGUUGAUUCGUAUUAUGAGCGGUAGCUUAGCAGUUAAAACAUUUAGCUUUUAACUUUUAGGUCUCAGGUGAGAACUCCGCUCCAUCUACUUCGAUUUAGGCAGACGCGUAUUACUGCUAACACCCAAGUAAACAGAUAAUUAAAUCAGAUACUCAAGUUUGUACUUAGGGAGUGAGUUACGUGAAUAUAAUUCAUAUUAAAGUGGAAGUAUUAGUGCUUAGAUUAAUACACAAUUUUAUGUGGAAAUCACUUCAGGUGUUUAUAAAGUGUAAAAGGAUUGUUUACAUCUUGAGACAAUUAUAAUUAUUUUUUUUCUGAUUUACUUUAAGUUUAUAACUUUUCAAGUCCAGUUCACUAUCACAUUGGAGUUAAAAGACUGAAUUCAUGUUAUUUUUUGAUUAUAAUAAUGCUUAAGCACAUAUUUUAACUUAUAGUCUAUGGAAAACUGUAGGUUCUGUUAAUUAUGUAAAUAAGACUAGGUCUUGGCUAAAAUUAUGUACGUAACAUUAUGCAGUAUACACUAAACUAUUAUGUAACAUCCACCACCAAUAUACAAUGAGGUUUUGAGAGUGUAGUAGUCAUAGUCGUUUUAUCUCAAUAUCCCCUGUUAGUUCGUGUGUGGAUAUAUAUCUAACCAUCUAUUGAUUUUCAAAGUUUUGGCAACUGCGAGCUGUUCGAGACCCAACUUUUUGUGAUGAAGAGGUGAAACCAAUUUGGAGCCUUUCAGAUCUGCUACCACAUGCACCUGUUGUAGAUAAGCCUCCAAUGAAGUUGUAUCUCGAAUUAAAUGGCCUAUACUCUCCAAGUAGAUCAGAGCCAACACUGUGUCGCGUAUGUCCACCGAAUCUGAUGGGACUUUCAAUGGUAGACUCAAUUCGUGGUCCAUUAGUGUCUGUUGGGAAUAAUCGUGGUGACAUCCAGAUUUGGGAUGUAUCAUCAGCUAUAUUAUGGCGUGAAUAUCGUGUACUACCGGUACCUAUCAAAGGAAUUGAAUGGAUAGCAAUACCUCGAACAAUUUAUAAAAAUAAACAAAUCAGUGAAGAUUCUUCGAGACCAUCAUCAUGUGAAUAUUCAUUAGGUUUAAUUGUUCAUGGUUGGCAAUCCAAAGAUGGUCACCAAAGUUCUCUUACUGAAAAUUCAUCGAAUAGAACAAAUACAAUAGGAAGAAAUUUUGUUACUACACUGGACUUAUCAACAGGUUAUAUGCGUAUAUUUCGUGAUAUUUCAAAUCAAAAUAUUGACAAGACAGGUCCUCGCAUAGGAAUCAGUGUUCCCGGUAGUCAACUUUUAUCUGGAUCCAACGAUCAAGAAAAUCUUUUUGAAGGACCAAUUGACAUUCUUUGUGUUAGCCACUUAAAUCAAUACGUUGGUAUAGCAAUUCGUAAGAGUCCGGUAGAAAUAUGGAAACUAUCUACUUCUUCUUUAAUAGUUAAACUACCUUUGCUACCGGAUAUAACAGCUGUUGCUUUGGACUGGUGUCAUUCGCCAACGAAAUAUCAACGAAGUCGUAAGAUUUCAGACAAGAGUUCUAAAUCUGAGGACUAUGUUCAUUCAAAAGAAUCUGCUCGUACUCGUGAAUCAUGUAUUAUAUACACUUCGGAUGGUAAUAUUCGCUUGAUUGCAGUGAAUAAUGAUUCAGUAGAUAGCACUUCAGUUUCAAAUACAAUGUAAAAUACAUUAUUUACUGAUAUAUACUGUUAACAAUGUUAUGAAUAGCCACUCAGGCUUUUCACUAGGUGUAACAUGUGUAAUCGCAACCAAAGAUACCAGCUUAAACAAUUAUUAAAUAUUAUUUAGGGUAUUGGUACAUAAUUGUGUAAACGUCAGCAUAAGCUAUCGUUAGAACAAAUAAAAUUAAAAAAAUAUGAAACUAUAGUUUCAUAAGUUAAAUGUCAAAAUAAAAGAUAAAAAUAAAAUAAUUAGAAAGUGGAUUGUUAAAGGUAUCACUGUAUGUAAAAACACAACUAGAAUAUAGAAUAGAUGGAAUGUGGUUAGCAUUAAAAUCCAGAACGUACGUUCCGUCCUAUUUAGAACCCGUUAUUUGGAUAUACCUGGAUCCCGGAGUUGAUAUUUACUGAGGAACUUACAUUUUGUGCCAUUCGCUUCAAAUGCCAUUGCCUUAUCCACUUAGUUAUUGAGUCCAGAUAGCCAAUCAUAAUAGCCACUCAACAACGCAAUAAUUCAAAACCAUUUCAAAUUUAAUUAAACAACUAGAAUAUCAUACCACAGAUAUAGUCAGGGAGUAUCUUGAAAUCGGCGAGUCUUUAUAAUGUGUUAUACGUGGGAUUGUGUGUGCUCAUGAGGUUGUCUACCAUUAUCUUAUCUCUAUAAAUUUUAUUCUUUAUGUCCUUCAAAAAAUUUUUGUGAGAUAAAACACUACUCAGUAGUUGAAUUCAUGGAUACGUAUUUGACUAUCAGUUGAUUUAUCACUAAUUUCCAACCGGUGCCAUGUUUUUCUAGGUCUUAGUGCCUGUUGAAUUCAGUUGAUCAAGAUGCAGUCUAGUUAACGGUUUAAAAAACGUGAUAUCGCGUUCACUAUGUUGAGAUACCAGGUGGUUGGAAACAGAACAGUUUCCUAUCGAAUAACUCCAUUUGCCUAACAUUUGACUAUAUUGUAGGAAUUGUCAUUAUCUCUGUUUAAAAACAUUCUAAAUAUGUACGACAGUUAAUUAAACUUUUCGCCUUCUCGAGUUCGUCAAUUGUGUGGUAUGUUUACUUCACUCUGUCAAAAGUAAACCGUAAAUUUGGAUUAUUUACAUCAUAGUUAAGUAUUCGUUUGGACUGUACAAUACAUUUCGUUUAUUUCAGAUACUUUAUCGUCCAAUUUCUCUACGCCAAUUUUUUUCUUAAUAAUACAAUUUAAUAAAGAACUCAGGGCAGCUCGCAUUUGCAUCCCAGGUGAAGACCGGUGUCAAACAAAGCUGCUUACUCUCUCACAUUCUCUUUUAUCUAGUAGUUGACUGAAUUACAUAAAACCCACAUUUCAGGGCAUGAAUGGAUUGCAAUGGAUAGCUCGAAAUCAUCUAGAAGAGUUGAACUUCGCAGAUGACCUGGCCAUUCUAUCCCAUACGCACGAACAAAUAUAGACGAAGACAGCUAGUCUAGCAGUAGCUUCUGAAGUAAUAAGCCUCAACAUACACAAGGGGAAAACCAAGAUCCUCAAAUGCAACACGGAGAACAAUCCAAUCUCACUUGAUGGAGAGGCUCUGGGAGAUGUGAAAUCUUUCAUGUACCUGGGAAGUAUCAUUGAUGAACAAGGAGGAUCCGAUGCAGACGUAGACGUAAAGGCAAGGAUCGGCAAAGCAAGAACAGCAUUCCUAAAGUAAAGGAAAUAUAGAUCUCAAAACAACUAUCAGCCAACAUCAAAGUAAGAAUAUUCAAUACGAACGUCAAAACAGUUAGUUCUACCGCACGGAGCUGAAACCUGAAGAACUACUACAGCCAUCAUCAAAAAGGUAUAAGUAUUUAUAAACAAUUGUCUGCGUAAGAUACUGAAUGUCCAUUGACUGGACACCAUCAGCAACAGCCGACUAUGGGGGAGAACACACCAACUCCCAACUGGGGAAGAAAUUAAGAAAAGAUGUUGGAAGUAGGUAAAACAAACAUUGAGGAAAUCAUCAAACUGCAUCACGAGGCAAGCUCUGACUCGGAAUCGUGAAGGGAAACAGAAAAGAGGAAGGCCAGAGAAUACAUUGUAUCGGGAAUUGGAAGUCGAAAUGAAAAGGAUGAAUAACAAGUGGAAAGGAUUGCUCAGGACAGGGUUGGAUGGAGAGUGUUGUUGGGCGGCCUAUGUUCCUCCACGAGGGGUAACAAAUGUAAGUAAUUAGGUGGGUGCUAUAUUUGAGGAGAUUACGGUACUACCCUAAAACCGGCGAAGUAGACGAGUGUCAACAACACGACAAUAGGACAAGCCAUUGCUCCCCUGCGCCCUAACUAGAUGGAGAAAACCAGAUUCAACCAAGGGAUAUGUAUAUUCAACAAGCAGCCAGGAGCACGAAUGAGCAGACACAUAACUCAGGCGUAUAUCUACUGUACAAAAAUGUUCUUGGUAAACUUCACAGAAUAGCGUACUAAAAAAGGGAACGAAUCAAUGACAUUUAAGGUCCUUCCAAAAGGAAACUACAAACUAAAGAUAAAGUUGGCACUUUUGGCGCGAAAAUGAGAAAUUCAAAUUUCCAAAAUAAAAUUACAAAAAUGAGACGUUUAGCAAGUAAUUUCUGGGGAUCUAUCAUCUCCAACAAGGGGUAAGUAAGUAAGCAAGCAGAAAACACAUCAGUUAGUUAUUAUUUUUUAGUUUCAAAUCAUUUUACAUUUAAUAUGGUUUAUUAUUAUUUUAGUUUAUCACAUAAUUGCGAACACAUUUUCUACGUUUUUUAUUUGUAAAAUUAUAGUUUAAACGGUCUACCAACUGUUAGUUUAAAUCGAAUUAAUUCAGUUGCUUGGUUCUCUGAUUUGGUUGCUUUUGGCACUUUAGAUGGUUUUGUAGCUGUUCGAGAUUUACAUAGUAAAAGAACAUUGUUUAGAACAACUUGUUCAAAGUCACAAUCAAAUUAUUUUGAUCAAGCCCUUGGUACCUUUAAUGAACAAUAUUUCGACCCAGAUAUAAUGUUGGAAACAAAUACUCCUGUUGUACAUCCUUCAUUGAAUAUUCGACGUUUAUGUUUUACACCGGGUUUAUCGACUUUUACUCGACUUCUUAGUUUGCAGUUUGAUUCCGUAUGUGUUUGGGAACCAAGACAGAUGCUCCUUUUAUGUAUGAUUGAAUUCGGUGUAUCAGUUCAUCAUUCCUUAAUUUGUGCUGAUUGGGUUUCUGUUGUUACUAAAUUAUCAGAUAGAGCUUUGUGUAUUCUUUUGGGUGGAGAUGGUGCUUUACGACUUGUACAAGCUGGUCAAGCUAAUUAUGAAAUGACAGUUGUUAAUUAUUCCAAUCAGUCAGUAAACCUUGGGAAUACAAUUACUCGUGGAACUACUUUACAAGAUCCGAUUUCAAAAUUUUACAUUCAAAGUCCAUUGCCAGAUAGACCUGACAUUCAAGAUCCUGUUUUAGUCCCGUCGUUACUUCCAUCCAUCACUGCCCUAAAUAUUCGACAUCUCUUACAACAUCAACCGUGGUGUAAAAAGUCUCAAAAUAUCCCUUCGAUUAAAAAUGAGAAUUUAUUGAUUGAUAUAGCUUCUAGUUCUCAAGCGUUAACAUGCGAUCAGACUACCAUAGCUAAUACUGAAUCAGACCAAAGCUCUUAUUCUAGUAGUGACUGUUCUCUGCUUGCUCCUGGUUUUGCAAAGAUUCAGAAUUCUGUAAAUAUAUUCCUAUAUGGCCUCAAAACAAGACAUGAAUUAUCUACCAGUUUUAUGAACUUGUCGAAUACUACCAUUAUUGAACGUUGUUUAUGGACUGCUCAAUUAUUUGGCGAUGUAUAUGAAGUAAAAUUUUGGCGAUUGGUUGCAAAUCGUUUACUAUACAAAAAAGCUUUACAUCACAAUCCACAACAAUUAAAUAGCCAGUUAUGGUCUCGGUAUUUUUUAGAUUUAUCUUGGGAUUUUUUAGCUGACUGUGAUUUAUAUCGUCAGAAUGUUGAAAAAUUUAUAUCAUAUAUGGAAAAGUCGCAUAAUUCACCUACUGAAAUUAUGGAUUGUGUUAAUACACUGAUUAUGGUCGGUCAACAGGAUCGUGCAGUUUCUUUACUACUGGAAACACCUGCAGAUUCAAGUAAUUAUUCUAUAAAUAUGUAUCGUGCUUGUUUGUUUACGGCAAAUAUUGCUAGAAAAUCUCUUCUGUCCGAGUCUAGCGUAAAUCAACCAGCAGAAGAUAAUUAUUUAAGUGUAAUAAAAUUAGUUGCUACAAAUUUACUUUCUAAUGGAAAAAUUAAUGAUGGUAUUGGUUUAUUGUGUCUUAUUGGCUUACAAGUUGAUGCAUGCCGUUACUUAGAAUCGUUCGAUCGAUGGGAUCGUUCUGUAUGGUUAGCUAAGUGUACAUUAUCAAUUGAAGAACAUGAUAAAGUAAUGAGACGUUGGGCGUCCUAUUUAGCUUCAUCUCAGGUUAAUCGAAAAGAUUUAGCUAUACUCAUUUAUGUUUAUUUAGAAGAUCAUUCUAAUGUCUUAAAGUUACUUUUUAAUCUUAAACAAUAUCAGUUAGCAGCUAGAUACCUGGAAGCAUGCCGUGAAUUAAGCCUGUUGGAUACAACUAAAGAAACAGAAUCAUUUUACGAGUCAAUAUUUUUGGAAUUCGGUUCAUUUCUAAUAAAACUUGGUCAUCAUGAAGCUGCUAUGUAUUAUUGUAAUUUAGCUGGAAAAAUGGCUGAUUCAUUAAAAGAAGAAAUAGAUUUUCUUUUGUCGUAGAAUAAACUUUAAACUGACAAUAACAUUCAUCAUCAUUUUUGAACUUCAUGAUGGUGAUGAUAAGAAACCAAACAAUUUUUGCCAUUUCCUUAAUCUCAUAUUUUCUUUUCUGUUCAUUCCUCAUUUAUUUUAACCAAAAAUACGAGUGGAUAUUGUUGACUGUGAUAGAUAGAACAAUAUAUAUAAUAAAUUAUUUGACUUGACUAAUAUUAUAUUCCGUUUUGCACCUUUUUUUGUAUUUUUUUUUACUUGCCAGUAUAUAUGUAUGUGUGUGCGGAUAAAACUAUUUUUCACUUUUUUUGUAUUUCUAUUUUGUUUUUUUUCAAAAAGUGUAUUCUCAACUUUCCUGCCAACAUUUCAAUUUUGUUGUUUUGAAUUUUGUUUGUAUCGUCGUUUUUCUUCUGUUUUCUAUUUGUUUAUAUAUUUUAAAAGAGAAAGAGGAAAUAAUCAUUUCUACGUGUGAUUUUCGUUAGUAUUCUUUAUUCAACUUUUUGUAUUCAAUUUAUCGAUAUAACUGUUAUCGUAUGAAGUGUGACGUCGAACACCACAAGUUGUUUGAAGUUAAACACGUAGACCGUUGGUUGUUGUCUCAGUAGUUUAAAGAUUAAGCACUCCCUGCCAGUUUUGAUGAUUGUAGUUUCGAUCCUCUAAGGAGUUUUUAGAUGCGCACUAUUUUUGAGGAGUCUCAUAUUGGACAAAUCAGCUGUCCACUACUUCCUAGUUCUGUGUUCUUGUCUUACUUAAGCCGGUUCUUAUUUCCAAUAAACUUUUGGAUUAGUUUUUUUCCUCAUUCCCAUCGUUAGGUAUGAUUUGUAUUGCUAUUCAAGUUCGAUGCUAGAUGACAGCAUGAACCAUACAUUUUUCAAUCGUCUAAUAAAUUUCUCAUAUUCUAUGACCAUGAUAUUAACAGUUAGGGACUGAGAUUAAUCAAAACGGUUUUGAGGAACUUAAUUUAUCGCCCAAUCAGCAACAAAAGUGGUUGAAAUUAUACUCAAUGAAAUCUCGUUCUGUCCAUAGUUGAGUUGAGUGUUUUAUUAUUUCGUUCUUUUUUAAUAAUAUAAGGAUACAAAUUCUACUGAUAUCAACUAACAUUACUAAAUUUGUCAAAGUGAAUUGUUAUCAUGUUUAGUCAUGUCGUGUAGAUCUAGUUUGGGCUUUGAACUGAAGACAGAGGUUUUAUUUUUUAGUUGAUCUUUGAAUUGCUAGAGUUAGAUGUAUAAACCACUUGGUGAUGACAUUUUUUGUAUUUUCACAGCAUCGGUUUCGUUGAUCUAAAUGUUGACAUUAAGUGUUUGAUAUGAAGUAAGCAAAUAUUUUAAUUAUUUGUGGAUUUAUUUAUUAUUAGAAUCUGAGCUUUCGUUACCUCAAAUAGUUUCAAUACUUGUUGCUUGUAAGAUAUUUUUCCACUGAAAUACGAAUUUGCGAAACUGAUUGGUUUUUAUCAUCACCUUACAUAGAAUAAUAUCUCUAGUACGUCUUUAAUUACAAAAUCUCAGAAACGUAGAUUUUAUUAAAGGAUCUAAUUUCCGCAAUUGAUACUUUAUCUAUUAUCCUUGUCUUUAUUUGGUGUGGUCGUUACGAAUGCUCACCGAAGAUCAAACUAGCGAUUAUGCUCAGAACUUUUGGGUACAUUCAGACCACUAAGUUGGCAUUCAGCAGUUUACAUUUACUAGCUUCAAUUGAUCCUAUAUAUUACUCAGCCAAUGUCAUCGGUAGGUAACUGCAUAUUAGUGCAACCUGGUUUACAAUAGUUGUUUAAAUAGGUUCACUGCAUGAUGUGAAAUACGAAAUUCUACAAUCUCCACAAAUCCCUUAUACAAGUUCGAGUUUAUGAAACUGCAUCAUCAUUGAUGCCUACACUCUGGUUCAUAUUUUUAGUUCUUUGCGUUAUGCUACUUUUCAUUAAAUAGUAGUUUGAAAUGUAAUCAAUCAUUUACUUAGUCUUUUCCGCAACUAGUGUUAUCUCAGGAUUACAACGAAUCAAUUUUUCAUAUGUUAGUGUUUUUAUUGAAAGAUCUAUCUGUUUCCUGAGGGUAGUGCCUAGUUUAUUUUCGUUAAUUAUAUUCUUGUUUGAAAUGGAGCUGUGACUGGUGAUUUGUUUUAAAUGCUGUGAAGUUUUUCAACCUGAAAUAUUCACUGACUCUGUUUCGCAUCUAAGCAUCUUUCAAAACUAAGAAGAAGUAAGUUACAACGAAUGUUAUCCAAUGUUAUUUUCUAGAAUAUAAGAUAAUGGAAUCAUGCUUUGUUAGCUAACCUCCCAGAUAAUGUUUAGAAUAAGAUAUUAAAUUGAACAGCGUUAAAAGAAAUUUAACAACAGUUUAUACAUUCGCUUACUAUCCUAUCCAAAUAAGUUUUUCGGUUAGUUAAGAUAACUAUAAUCUGUACAUACAUUCGAGUCAUAGUUGACUUAGAUCCGGUGGAAUAGAUUUUUAUCCCAUUUAAUUCAUUACAAUAGAGACAGUGUAAAU
Messenger RNA from Schistosoma haematobium, 10983 nucleotides. RefSeq names its product WD repeat-containing protein 11. The record is from RefSeq and is a predicted model, not a curated record. The transcript is spliced from 19 exons. Bases 6785 to 8515 code for a protein of 576 amino acids. Gene Ontology annotation, cellular component: cytoplasm. NCBI's taxonomy places the organism in Eukaryota, Metazoa, Platyhelminthes, Trematoda, Strigeidida, Schistosomatidae. Gene Ontology annotation, molecular function: protein binding.